AUGUCAGGACGUGGUAAAGGAGGCAAAGGACUAGGAAAAGGAGGAGCGAAGCGGCAUCGCAAGGUAUUGCGUGAUAAUAUUCAGGGGAUCACGAAGCCAGCUAUACGGCGCUUGGCAAGACGAGGCGGCGUGAAGCGCAUCUCUGGUUUGAUAUACGAGGAAACCCGCAGCGUGCUGAAGAUAUUUCUGGAAAAUGUUAUUCGAGACGCAGUUACUUAUUGUGAACACGCCAAAAGGAAGACCGUUACUGCUAUGGACGUAGUCUAUGCAUUGAAACGACAAGGCCGUACACUCUAUGGUUUUGGUGGUUGA
Thelazia callipaeda (thelaziosis nematode) is the source of this 312-nucleotide messenger RNA. Lineage: Eukaryota; Metazoa; Nematoda; Chromadorea; Rhabditida; Thelaziidae. The record is from the annotation of a GenBank genome assembly.